AUGGCCGACACGGGUCUUCCCCCCAACUGGGAGGUCCGCCACUCCAACUCCAAGAACCUUCCCUACUACUUCAACUCGGCCGAGAAGGUCUCCCGGUGGGAGCCUCCGCAGGGCACCGACACUGAGAAGCUCAAGCACUACAUGGCCGCCAACCACAGUGCCGGCGCUCGUCCUGGCGCCGUCCCCGGUGUGCCUGAAGGCAAGAUCCGCGCCGCCCACCUGCUCGUCAAGCACCGCGACAGCCGGAGGCCCAGCAGCUGGAGAGAGUCCGAAAUCACGCGAUCCAAGGACGAGGCCAUGGAGAUCAUCAAGGGCCACGAGCAAAAGAUCAAGUCCGGCGCCAUCUCCCUCGGCGAUCUCGCACCCACCGAAUCGGACUGUUCGUCGGCUCGCAAGCGCGGCGACCUCGGCUACUUUGGCCGCGGCGACAUGCAGAAGGAGUUUGAGGAUGCCGCAUUCGCCCUCAAGCCUGGAGAGAUGAGCGGUAUCGUGGAGACGGCCAGCGGUCUGCACCUGAUUGAGAGGUUGGAGUAG
Molecule: messenger RNA, 534 nt
Organism: Purpureocillium lilacinum
Lineage: Eukaryota; Fungi; Ascomycota; Sordariomycetes; Hypocreales; Ophiocordycipitaceae
Product: protein kinase ssp1
Cellular component (GO): cytosol; nucleus
Molecular function (GO): protein binding; peptidyl-prolyl cis-trans isomerase activity
Source: RefSeq, a predicted model, not a curated record